CGCCAACAGAGCAAGCCAGCGCAGCCAAAGCAGCAGAGAAGUUGGCGGAGGGGCUCGUACCAUGGCGGACGAUCCAAACGCAUCCACGGAGAAGUUUCUGCUUCACUCCCUGGAGAAGAUCUUGGCAGAGAAGGACGUGAAGAAGAGCGCAAACGCCCCACUCCGAGAAGCAUGUCAACAGGCGCUAGACUCGCUCAAGAAUGAGCUGAAGCACAAGGGCGCCAGCACCGCAAAGGUGGACCCGAAUCGGCCGCUGCCGCCGCCGGGCGCGAGCGGUAUGCGCGUGUCGUCGGAAAAGUACUUCAAGCCGUUCAAGAUGGCCUGUGAAUCGCGCAGCCCCAAAGUGGUGCGCACUGCGCUCGACUCGCUGCAGAAGUUGAUGGCAUACGGCCACAUUACAGGCACCAUGUACGCAGAGUUGGAAGGGCUGCCGGAUGCACAGCGCCUGGUGGACUCCCUCGUCGAGACCGUCUGCAACUGCUUCACGAACGAAACGACGGAUGAGGGCGUGCAGCUGCAGAUCCUCAAGGCGCUCCUCACUGCCGUCACCUCAACAACAUGCGUCGUCCACGAACGCACCCUCCUCCGCGCUGUGCGCACGUGCUACAACAUCUACCUGACGAGUAAGAACCUGGUGAACCAGACGACGGCCAAGGCGACGCUUACGCAGAUGAUCAGCGUCAUCUUCCAGCGCAUGGAGAGCGUUGCCCAGCCGCAGGAUCAGAUUGAAGAGGAGGCGAUGACAGAGGACGCGGCGCUCGAGGAAGAGCAACGCCAGCAGCAGCAGGAGGAGGAAGCGGAAGAGGAGGAAGCGGAUGAGGAUGAGGGCGGUGGCGAUGGAGGGGAGACCGGCGGGCCCGUGCAGAUUGCUGCCCAGCAGGAAGAGGACGACACGCAACACCAACAGCAACAGUCGUCUGAUGAUGAGCAUGGUGAUGAUGGUAAUGAUGGCGGUGCAAGUGUGGUUCCACUUGAGACGUUUGCUGCCACUCUCGCUCGCUCGCUCCUCAGCUCCGCCAUCGCAGACGUUACAGGGUCGCCCGCCGCCACGGCCGCCCCAACAUCACCGGAGGUGCAGCAACAGCAACAACAGCAGCAACAGGAGAUUGAGAUGCGUGAGGAGGAUCUCACGGAUGAGCAAUACGGGCACGUGUACCGCAAGGACGCAUUUCUGGUGUUCCGGUCCAUGUGCAAGCUGUCGAUGAAAGAUUUGGCCGACGAGGAGGCAGAUCCGCGCUCCCACGAACUCCGCUCCAAGAUUCUCAGCCUCGAGUUGCAACUUGUGAUUCUGCAGAACGCGGGCCCGGCCUUUUGCAACGACUCCCUCUUCAUCGAUGGCAUCAAGCAGUACCUGUGCGUUGCGCUGUCGAAGAACGGCGUGUCGCACGUGCCGGCCGUCUUUGAGCUCUCCCUCGCCAUCUUCCUCGUCCUCCUCACAAAGUUCAAGCAGCACCUCAAGAUGCAGAUUGAGGUGUUCUUCAAGGAGAUUUUGCUUUCGAUGCUUGAGACGAGCUUGUCGAGCUUCCAGCACAAGUGGCUGGUCAUUGUCUGCCUCGCAAAGAUCACAUCAAACCCACAGAUGGUCGUCGACUUAUACCUCAACUACGACUGCGACGAGUAUCUUGCGAACAUCUUUGCGCGCAUGGUGGACGAUAUCUCCCGUGUCGCCCAGGGCCGCGCUGCCUCGGAGCUCGGCGCAACGGCCCAGCAAGAACACAACAUCAAGGUGAAGGGCCUGGAGAGCCUGGUGGCCAUCAUGCGCGCCAUGGACGACUGGACACGCCCUAUGCUGGAGGAAUUGACGGCAAGGACCGUCAAGGACGCAAACUCCCUCCAGACGGAGGCCCACUCCGAUGCUGUGUCGCUGUCGUCGGAAGCGCAGCGCCAGGCCGAUGCUCUCGAUGACGAAAUUGCCCAGUUUGAGUCGCGGAAGCAGAAGAAGGAGCUGCUCGAGGCCGGGAUUGAGCUCUUCAACAAGAAGCCCAAAAAGGGAAUGCAGGUCCUGCAGUCCAAAGGAUUUGUUGGCGCCGACCCUGCCGAUGUCGCCCGCUUCCUCCUCGACGAAACAAGGCUCGACCGCGCAGCCAUUGGAGAGUAUCUUGGCGACGGCGAUCAGCACUGCAUUGAUGUGAUGCACAAAUACGUCGACCUCACAGACUUCACCCAAACGCGCGACUUCCUCUCCUGCCUUCGCCACUUCCUCGGCAAUUUCCGCCUCCCCGGCGAAGCGCAGAAGAUUGAUCGCAUCAUGGAGAAGUUUGCUUCCAGGUACUGUGAGUUGUACAAGGACAACGGCAUCUUUGCCUCUGCUGACGCUGCAUAUGUGCUGGCAUACUCCAUCAUCAUGCUCACAACAGACCUCCACAGCUCAAAGGUGAAGCGCAAGAUGACCAAAGAGGACUUUAUCAAGAUGACGCGCGGCAUCAACGAGAACCGCGACCUUCCGCGCGACUUUGUCACGUCCAUCUACGACGACAUUGCCAAGCAGGAGAUUCGGCUCAAGGGCGGCACUGCAGCCCCGCGCCCCGCCGUCGAGCAGCUCACAAACGCCCGAACACGACAAGCCCUCUACCACGAGGAACGCAGGAACAUUGAGGCGAGCGCCGAGGCGGCGAUGACCCGCGCCGGCACCGGGAAAUCGUCCAAGCGGUUCCUCCGCGCGACGCACGUCGAGCACGUCCGCCCCAUGUUCAAGGUUGUGUGGACGUCGCUGAUGGCUGCGUUUACCAUCCCGCUCAACUCCACCAACGACCAGCACGUGGUGGAUCUGUGUCUGGAGGGCCUGCGCCUGUGUAUCCACAUUGCCUGCAUCUUCAGCAUGGAUCUUGAGCGCGGCGCGUUUGUGCCUGCGCUGGCCAAGUUCACCAACCUGUCGUCCCCACACGAGAUCAAGGGGAAGAACGUCGACGCCAUCCGCUGCCUCCUCGAUGUGGCUGCAAAGGAGGGCGAUUUCCUGCAGGAUUCGUGGAAGGACAUUCUCGCCUGCAUCAGCCAGCUUGAACUCGUCCAAAUCGUUGGCGCUGGGAAGCGGGCGCGUAACGCAGAGGCCAUUUCGCAGACGGCGUCGCAGGACAUUGUGGUGGCCACGGAUCGCAUCUUCAUGCUGUCGCGAAACCUCAACGGCACGGCCGUGGUCGACUUUGUGCGCGCGCUGUGCGAAGUGUCCAUGUACGAGCUCACACACUACAACCCGCCCCGCAAGUACACCCUCACAAAGACGGUUGAGAUUGCGUACUACAACAUGGAGCGCGUGCGCAUCCAGUGGGCGCACAUCUGGGCGGUGAUGGGCGAGCACUUCAACCGCGUUGGGUGCAUGCAGAACCAAGACGUCGCCUUCUUUGCCGUGGACAACCUGCGUCAGCUCUCCAUCAAGUUCUUGGAGAAGGGCGAGUUGGCAAACUACAGCUUCCAGAAGGACUUCCUCCGCCCCUUUGAGUACAUUAUGCAACACAACAAGGCCGUCGCCAUCAGGGACAUGGUUGUGCGGUGCGUUGCGCAGAUGGUGCAGUCCAAGGCCAACAACAUCCGCUCCGGGUGGAAGAACAUCUUCUUUGUGUUCUCGCUCGCCGCCGCUGACACGGACCGCAACAUUGUCACGAUGGCGUUCACCACCACCAAGCACAUCUUUGACCAGUACUUCUCCAAGAGGAACGACCACCGCGCGUCGCUCAUUGCUGCGUCGUUCAUGGACGCCGUGAACUGCCUGACGGAGUUUGCGUGCAACACGCACUUCCCCGAGCUGAGCAUGGAGGCCAUUCGACAGCUGCGCGUGUGUGCGACGACGGUGGCGGACGCGCCCGACCUGUUUGUCAACCCGCUGGAGGAGGACAAGGGCGAGCCGAAGAUCUGGGUGAAAGGGUGGUUCCCUGUGCUGUUUGGCCUCUCGCGCAUCAUCACGCGCUGCAAGAUGGACGUGCGUACGCGUGCGCUCACGGUCAUGUUUGAGGUGAUGAAGACGUACGGUGAGACGUUUCUGUCGCAGUGGUGGACGGACCUGUUCCGCGUGGUGUUCCGCAUCUUCGACAGCAAGAAGCUGCAGGACAUGACAUCUCAGCAGGAGCGGAUCGAGUGGAUGUCCACCACGUGCACGCACGCGCUGCGCUCCAUCAUCGACGUUGUGUCGCAGUUUUUCAAAACGCUGGAGGAUUGUGUCAUUGACGACCUGUUUACCCUCAUCACCUGGUGCAUUAUGCAAGAGAACGAGCAGCUGGCACGCGCUGGCACGGAAUGCCUGCACAUUCUCGUGAUGAACAACGGUGCAGACUUUGAGGACACGACGUGGGAGCUUGCUGUGCGCACCAUCAGCAACCUGUUUGACCAGACGGCGCCGAAGGAGCUGUACGAGUUUGCUGCGUCUCCACAGCAGCAACUACAGCAACAGCAGCAGCUGGGCGCUGGUGUGGUUGAGGAUGCACACGACAGCGGAGACCUGAGUGGGGCUGACAAGGCAUCGGUCAACGGCGCCAACGGGACCGCUGUUGCUGUUGCUGCUACUACUGCUGCUACUACUGCUGCUGUGAGCUCUGCGGUUGCUGGUGAGACGGGUGAUUCUGGCACGGGGAGCACAGACGCAGGAGCAGCCGCAGCGAACACAGCGGAAACGGAUGGCGGGGAUGGCGCGACGGCAAAGGCGCAACACCAGCGUGCUGAAGCAACAGAGCAGAAGGGCGCAGAGGAGGAACGGGAAGAGAAGGAAGCCGUUGCUGUUGCCGACACGCCAUCUUCAAAGGAAAGCAAGAAGGCCACGCCAACAAAGGCCUCGCCAAGCAAACCAUCGCCCAAACAGCAGCAGCAGCAGCAGCAGCAGCAGCAGGGGCGGCCGCGAAUGACGAGCAAGGAGCAGCGGAGCAGAGAAAAGGCGCACCAGCAGCAGCUGUUCAAUGCCAUUGUCAUCAAGAGCGUGGUGCAGCUCGAGCUGAUCCAGACGGUGGAGUGGAUUGUGCUGUCCUCCACAAAGCCGUCGUCACAAGUGGUGCACAACCGUACACUCAAGGACGUCCCGCUGACGCCGAGCAAGCACCAGACAGACCUGACCAGCGCGCGUGUGGCGGCGCAGCAGCUUGCGCUGAGCCAGCCGCUGGACGAGGCGGGGGAGAUGUUUGAACGGCUCACGUCGCCGCGGCUGCUGGUGCUGCUGGACUGCCUGCUGCGGUCACACGAAUUUGCGCGCAAGUUCAACCUGAACAUGGAGCUGCGCACGCGGCUGUGGAAGGCCGGGUUUAUGAAGAACAGGUCCAAGCCAAACUUGCUCAAGCAGGAGACCACGGCGCUGGCGUGUGCGCUGCGCAUUCUCUUCCGCAUCUACGAGGCGAAGAACCGUGCGGACGUGCAUGGUGAUGUGGAGCAACGACUGCUGGCCACGUGCACGUCCACCUUCGACCACUUCCUCACCGCCAUCACCAAGGACACGCGGGAGGUGUGGACGCCGCUCAUGUGUCUGCUCAUUCGGGAGCUGCUUGCGCUUCCGGACGCCAAGUUUGCUGUGCAUGGCGCUGCGCAUUACGACGCGUUGACGGAGUGCAUCACGCUCGCGUUUGACUCGCCGCUUGGCAACCUCGGCUUCUUGCUCGGCUCGUUCUUCCAGCGCACGCGCAACUUCCAGUUUAACGCGCCUGCGUGAGGCGUGAGCACGUGUGUGUCUGUGUGUGUGUGUCUGUGUGUGUCUAUGUGUCUCUGUGUGGAUGUGGGUGUGUGGGUGUGGGUGUGGGUGUUGAAGUGCGGUGAGUGUGACAGAUGCUGUGUGCGUGUUCAGUUGGUAGCUACUCAUCUCGUGUCGUGUUGUUGUUCUUGUGAUGAUUCUUGGUUGUGAUGUGUCGUUUCUCGCUCCUCUUUGUGUUUGGUUUUUUGUCUCCCAUCUUUGUUCUCGCGUGUUUGCUAACGUGUAGAUAGUGGGCGGUUUGUACGGUUGGUCAACCACACACACGCACGCACGCACGCACUUGCAUACACACGGGACAAGGGUGGCAAAUAGACAACAAGAAGGAA
Salpingoeca rosetta is the source of this 5985-nucleotide messenger RNA. Its product is annotated as ADP-ribosylation factor guanine nucleotide-exchange factor 2. The transcript has 27 exons. Gene Ontology annotation, biological process: regulation of ARF protein signal transduction. Gene Ontology annotation, molecular function: guanyl-nucleotide exchange factor activity. The record is from RefSeq and is a predicted model, not a curated record. Lineage: Eukaryota; Choanoflagellata; Craspedida; Salpingoecidae. Bases 62 to 5620 code for a protein of 1852 amino acids.